AUGCAGUCUCACUUGGAAAACAACGAUGUCAAAUUGGAUGCGUUGAGUGAACCUAAUGCAAGUUUAAUCGAGAACAAUGUCACUCUUCCUAAAGACAUAUUCGGUUCGUAUUCAAGUUAUUUGCUUUACGAAGUGGCUAGCUGUAAACCGGCAUUGUUUUUGUUCCUGGUGAUCGUGAUUUCAUUUUCAUUGAUCGUGAUUUUUAAUGAUCGCGAUAAUUGCGUUGGCUUUUCUAUAAUGGUGAUUGUGGUAUCCCUUCUGGCCUUAAUAGUUGUUGUGGGAAAUACGGUUGCGAGACCGACGAGAAACCAAAACUUCAAGAUAAAAUUUUUGGUGGAGGUAAUAGGACGCAAGCCAUCUGGUAAACCUGGUCGUAUCAAACCAGACCCGAUUCUGGGGGCGUAUGUUUUGAAAGCGGUAGAAGUUGAGAAAGAAGCUCAGCGUGAGUAUUGGAGGAAACAGUUUCCAGACGCUGAUUUACCUUAA
Saccharomyces kudriavzevii IFO 1802 is the source of this 486-nucleotide messenger RNA. RefSeq lists its product as uncharacterized. The record is from RefSeq and is a predicted model, not a curated record. The transcript has a single exon. Lineage: Eukaryota; Fungi; Ascomycota; Saccharomycetes; Saccharomycetales; Saccharomycetaceae. Bases 1 to 486 code for a protein of 161 amino acids.